AUGGCGGACGGACACGUUUUUCUAGCUCCGAACGCUGAUCGCUUUUUCUCCAGGCCGCGGCUUGUUAGGACCAGUUCCUUGCCUGAUUUGAGUAAGGUAUACACUGACUCAACUCUGGUAGUCGCUAAUCGGAUCAGUAACCAGAAUAUGUCUACUUCUGUGCCCGAUUAUGGUUCGCUUUCUUCGCCCUGUGAAUUGAGUGAAAUGGCUGCUAUCAAGAAUGCAUUAAAUGGACGGUCCAUCAACUCCCUGAAGGUGGAAGAUCUAAGGGACGAACUUGAGAAAAGAAAGCUUUCCAAAUCUGGCAGGAAAACUGAGCUGGUUAAAAGACUCAAGGAAUCGAUUUUGACAGGAUUUGGUGAAAUUCAAAUUCCCCGCCAGAAUGUCAACCAACCGUCACCUCGGCCUUCGGCUGUUAUAAACCUGGACGACACUAGCAGCAGCCCAGAACAACAGAGUCACACAUGCGAUGGC
Molecule: messenger RNA, 474 nt
Organism: Porites evermanni
Lineage: Eukaryota; Metazoa; Cnidaria; Anthozoa; Scleractinia; Poritidae
Source: the annotation of a GenBank genome assembly